Molecule: messenger RNA, 3742 nt
Organism: Prinia subflava (tawny-flanked prinia)
Lineage: Eukaryota; Metazoa; Chordata; Aves; Passeriformes; Cisticolidae
Gene: ANHX
Product: anomalous homeobox
Exons: 8
Coding region: 1314-2546 (410 amino acids)
Biological process (GO): regulation of skeletal muscle cell proliferation; skeletal muscle fiber development; regulation of transcription by RNA polymerase II
Cellular component (GO): nucleus; transcription regulator complex
Molecular function (GO): DNA-binding transcription factor activity, RNA polymerase II-specific; RNA polymerase II cis-regulatory region sequence-specific DNA binding
Source: RefSeq, a predicted model, not a curated record
UAAUCAUGCAGGAUUUUCUGUCUUCAUGUCUGGAUCACAGCAAGAGCAGGAAGCCAAUUACUGUCUUGCAAGGCCAGCACCAAAGCCUAAGGGGAAAUCAAGGGCCACCAAACACAAAUUGUGCUCAGGGUUGUGGGCAGGUUUUUACAAAGUGUCUGCAUGCUGCAGGAGGAAGCUGCCUGCACGCAAGUGCGCAACCUUUGCCUCUGCAGGGCCUUGGCUGCGCUGGUUAUUGAAGGGCACAUUCAGGGUGGGUCACAGCCGGCACCCAGCCGGGGGUUUUUCUCAUUGUUACAUUGUGUGCUCCACAAACUGCAGUCGGCGAGGACUGACACCUUCACGGUGGUGGUCAGAUCUGAUUCGAGGCAAAUCGUAGCUGCUUCAAUUUCUUAUCCCCUAAACUGAGUCAGGAUGAUUCAUCCGUUUUUAGACGGCACCCACCUAUAGAAGGUGGGUUUGAGCUGCGUGCCUCUUCCUUCAGACGCUGUAAGAGUGUGAGAAUUACCGGUGCUUCCCCGGUCCCCGUGAGCGAGUUAACCCCGCUGGCUCCUGCGGAAGGCCUCGCUGCCUCUGCCUGUGCCGUUCCGCGUCCCUGCCGCGCUGCGGCCGCAGCCGAGCAUGCGGCAGCGCUCGCUCGAAGCUGCGGGGUGGGGCUGGGGCGGUGCCUGCAGCCCGCCUUGGCCCCGGCCCGACACCGCAGCGCCCUCGGGGCCGGCAGGCGCUCGGACACCGAGCGGGCCCACGGUGAGCACCGGGCCCGUGUCCCUGCUCCUGCCCUCGCAGCUCUUUCUCAGCUUUUCCCCGGCGCUGGAGCUGUCCCAGGGUAGCGGGGUGAACUCGCGGGGAGUCGCGCCGCCGCCCCUUUCCCAGGAAAACGGGUGAGAAACAGCCCGGACCCGGGCCUUACACCGGGCCUGUCAUGUGCCCUUUGGAGAAUUUUCACCAAAUUUCACCUGAAUGUGUCUGGACUUAAUGUUUUGGUAGUUUUAACCUGUAAGCAGUGGAUGUAAACCCGAGAGUUAGGCUCCGAGUUUUGGGGAAAGUUUAAUGUGUUUUUCUGAGCUCAGUUUUCUCAGCUGCAAACCUGGUAUGUCUUUAGCUUUUCAGGGCUGUUUUAGGCCUAGUUUUAUUUUAAGCAUUUUGAGGUCCUUAGGAUGCUUUUAACAGCACAGUGAAUUUCUUUCCUUAAAAAAAAAAAAAAAAAAAAAAAAAAAAAAAAAAAAAGGCAUACCAUAGAAGCUAAAAAUAGGAGAUAAAGAGUUUUUAUCUAACCACAACUUUGUGUAUUGCAUAGAAAAGGCUUCCAACAGGACAUGAUGAUGAAGCAGUUCAUGGCCAUGUUAAAGAAGAAUGAAAAUGAGCAUUGCCCACCCACCAAGCUGUUGAAUCUAGCAGGACAGCUUUGCCAGCAGCUCCAGAGCUCGUCUCCUAGCCUGGAGAAGCUGGUUGAAGCCAUGAUGGGAUGCAAGAACAAGAAAUAUUUUCUCACUAACAUCCACGUUGUCCGGGCCUGUGUGUCUGUUCAUAUCCAUAAAAGGCAGCAUGAUGCAGCCUGCAGACUCCUGGAGUAUUGCGAGGCAGAAGAGAAGGAAGAGCUGGUGCAACUUUGGCAUGAGAUUCACUACCGGAGGGUUAUGGAGAAGCAGCAGAAAGAUUGUCUGACACCACUGCAGAAAUUCCGUUGCAGGAAGAGGAAUCCUCCACCUAUUUCCCUUUGUCCUGAAGGUUUGAAGACUCGAAACUAUUCGGAACAAGUACGCCAGUGCCUGCACAGGUUUGCUGCAGAGGUGACAGCAAAUCCAAACAAGAAACAGCGGGAGGGAUUGGCUCGGGACAUGAACCUGCAGCCAACUCAGGUCUAUAACUGGUUUGCAAAUUAUCGGCGACGUCGAAAAUCCCGUCCUCGUGUGAAAGAGCUCAACAAUCCAUGUCCUGAGAGGGCUUUGGCUUCCCACACAAAUGAGCCACAGGAUAAAGGAUCCCACACUCCACAAACUGCAGAUGGAUCUCGUGUGGGCAUCAGCCCUGAGCAGAUGGAGACAACCCUCAUGCCCUGUGAGGCAGGAGGGGAGCAGUCAGCUGCAGCUCUGCAUAAGCCUCCUGGAGGAACGUGUUUGAAGAUGCUGGAAUGCAGCUGUAUGCAGAGCCCUGAGCAGUGUGAAGCUGGAACAAGCACGGCUUUGUUCACCACUCACAGCGCUGAACAACCUGUACCUGCUGGCACUGAGGCUGUGAUGGAACCAGGAACCUGCUUUGGCCCUCCUGUGCUGCUGCCUGGAGAAGCAGUGAGCAGGGCUGCUGCCAGCCCCGGGCAGGGGAGCUUUGCCCCGUGCUCUUACGAGUCCCUUCCCUCUGUGAUUUAUUGUCUGCCCUUGAGGCAGGCCCCUUACAGCACCAGAGGAGACCCUGGCUCCAUGUGGACCCCAGUUCCUCUGAGACUGUGUUUGGCAAGCCUCAGUGCCCACCUGUUUCUGUACCCUGUGUGGAAGAAAGCCAAGCCUUGGGACCAAGCCAGGUCCCGGAGGAUCCAGAUGUUGACUCACUAACCAACGACCUGUACAAGGCAGCGUACCUGCUCUAUGAAUUUUAUGCCAGUGGACACAUGUGACCUGCCUGCAGAUACACCCCAUGCCUCUGCACUUCUCCAGGAAAUACCCCAUUGCUUCCUAUAUAUAUAUAUAUAUAUAUAUAUAUAUAAUGGAAGAGGAAUCUGACAGGGAGAUGAUUAGAGUGAGGGAGGAGGAUGCAGGUGUUUCCAAUGGUUACAAAGUUUGGUUUAGUUACAGUUUAUUAAGAAUUUUGCAAAGGAUAGAAGAAAGCAAAGAUGUACUGUGGACUGUAGGUUUUUCCUGGAGUGGUCUGAAGCUGCACUGGAAAUGUUAAAAUUAUCAAGGCACUGGUUCUGUGGCAGUAGCAUAGAUCUAAUCAGCACUGGCCAACUCUGAGUCCUUGGUUGCAUCAUGAAGGUAAAAUGAAGCUCCUGUGCUCAAAGGAGUAAAAUGUGGUUACAUUGCCUUGCAGUGGAUAUCGGAUAACCUUUUCUCAGGCUUGGAAAAUACAUCUCAGCUGAGUGCUGGUAAAAUACUGCUACUCCUUAUCCCUGCUUUCCUGUUGCACUGCAGGAUGUAACUUCUGGAGCGUUCCAUACUCUGUAGUGCCACAGGUGACACCAACUGGAGCACAGCAGACUUCUGGUGCUAGGGCAUGCCUCUUUUUGUGGUGUUUAAUACAAGAAGUAGCAAGGCAAGCCCUUCAUGCAGGUUUAAAACUAACCCUGCAAGUUAUAGGGUGGGAAUUUGGGUAUUUUCCUGAAGUGCUACUGUUUUUUAUGAAAUCUGUUUUGCAAAAUGUGUCACCUUUGCAAACCCGCAGCCCCGAGAUACAGGGAGAAGAUGCCGCCCUUACCUUUUGUUACAAAGUUUUCAAAUAAAGAUUUUCGCUUACUGUUUCUCCAGGGUUCCUUUUUUUUUUCAAGGUAAGAGUGUGAAGUUGUAAUUUUCACAUGGCAAUUAUGUAUUAAAACACAGGACCAGCUGCCCUGGGAACACUUGUGGGUGCUGAGAGCCUGAAGCCUCCGUUGUUUUGGUGGAUCUCGCUCGGAAUGCCCCUUUCUUGUGCGUGUUUGGAACAGCCGUGCUUGGAAGGGUCACACACGUUAUCGUUUAUUGCCGUCACCAGCGGGGCCGUGAGUGAAUCCGGGCAUUUGUACAGGGAGCAAAGACACACGAACACCGUGAGGGCG